AUGCCUGACAAUCUAGACUUUGCGAAUAUCGCUCAACAAUUUGUCAACUUCUACUACCAAACCUUCGAUGCCAACCGCGGCGGCCUCGCGGGUCUCUACCGCGAUACCUCUAUGCUCACAUUCGAGACAUCGUCAGUCCAAGGUGUCGGCCAGAUCAUGGAGAAGCUAGGUGGACUGCCUUUCCAAAAGGUCCAGCAUCAGGUCUCGACCCUGGACGCCCAGCCCUCCAGCGAGCAGGGUGGUAUCCUGGUCCUUGUCACUGGUGCUUUGCUGGUUGACGAGGAGCAAAAGCCCAUGAACUACGCACAGACAUUCCAGCUUCUGCCCGACGGUGCUGGAAGCUACUUCGUUUUCAACGACAUCUUCCGCCUCAUCUAUAACGCUGCUUAG
Molecule: messenger RNA, 390 nt
Organism: Aspergillus calidoustus
Lineage: Eukaryota; Fungi; Ascomycota; Eurotiomycetes; Eurotiales; Aspergillaceae
Source: the annotation of a GenBank genome assembly